GUACGUCUGUCCAUGGAUCCGCUCGCCGCCGCCGCCGCCGCGUCGCCGCGAGCGCACAAGAUCGUGUACCGGUUCGAGCACUUGCUGGCCAAGCACUUGUGGGUUCAAAACAAGCUCCGCACGGUGUGUGUCCUGUGCUCGAAGCGAUUCUUUCUCGGUGGAAAGCACCACUGCCGACGAUGUGGCGAAGUGUUUUGCAGCGACUGCACACAGUUUGAGACGGCGCAGCUGCCCGGCGCCAGCCGCACGCGCGUCCGAGUGUGUAAAAUGUGCCUGGCCCGGGACUGCCAAGACGAGUCGCUGCUUGUCGUGUCGACGUCCAGCUCGGACGACGACGAAGCUGAGGCCGAGCUCCUUCGCAAGACCGAGAAGAUGCUUCUGAGCCCGACCCCCCGUCCCGCUCGACCCAACAACGUGAAAACGGAAAAAGCGCUCCUCGACACUCGCACCACGACCAACUCGGUCGUGUCGUCGGUACACAGCCACGGAAGCGGCGACUCGUCACCCCGAUGGCGGCGCCAUCCUGGCGGGCAUCGCGGCAUUUAAAUCGAUAGAUAUAUCUGACUUGGAAUGGUCGA
Molecule: messenger RNA, 578 nt
Organism: Aphanomyces invadans
Lineage: Eukaryota; Oomycota; Saprolegniomycetes; Saprolegniales; Verrucalvaceae
Exons: 1
Coding region: 13-546 (177 amino acids)
Molecular function (GO): phosphatidylinositol binding; metal ion binding
Source: RefSeq, a predicted model, not a curated record